Cajanus cajan (pigeon pea) is the source of this 1737-nucleotide messenger RNA. Its product is annotated as transcription factor MYB46. The record is from RefSeq and is a predicted model, not a curated record. NCBI's taxonomy places the organism in Eukaryota, Viridiplantae, Streptophyta, Magnoliopsida, Fabales, Fabaceae.
UUUCUCAAUCCCUUAGGUCCCUCUCCAAACCGUUUUCUACUAGACUUGUCAACCAACCUCUCUCUCUCUCUCUCUUUUGUUUUCUCACUCUUCCCUAUUUUGCAAGCAAACCCAUAACCAUAACCAUAACCAUCACCAUCAUCAUCAUGGUCAUCAUUAAUUGCCUCCCCAUGAAGCUUCUUUCUAAUAUUUCUCACUUUAUAAAUUAAUCCUUGUGUUGUUGUACACAUCAAACCAGUCGGGAGAGGAAAUUGCCCUUUGGAGGAACGUUGCGAUGAGGAAGCCAGAGGCGUAUGGUACUAAAAACAAAAACUGUAGCAAGCUUAGAAAAGGGUUGUGGUCACCAGAAGAAGAUGACAAGCUCAUGAACUACAUGCUAAACAAUGCACAAGGGUGUUGGAGCGAUGUGGCGAGAAAUGCUGGCCUUCAAAGGUGUGGCAAAAGUUGUAGGCUUCGAUGGAUCAAUUACUUGAGACCUGAUCUUAAGAGAGGUGCAUUCUCACCCCAAGAGGAGGAACUCAUCAUACACUUGCAUUCCCUUCUUGGUAACAGAUGGUCUCAAAUAGCGGCGCGCUUGCCUGGUCGAACCGACAAUGAAAUAAAAAACUUUUGGAACUCAACGAUAAAGAAAAGACUCAAGAACAUGUCCUCCACGACCACAACCUCAACCUCACCAAACGCAAGCGAAUCCUCGUCUGAACCUAGUAAAGACCUCAACAUGGGAGGGUUUAUGUCUACGCAGCAACAUCACCAACAUGCACGCUUUGUGCCUAUGUUCGCUUCAUCUCCAUCACCAUCACCAUCAAUGCAAACCACAGUUUUCAAUACCAUGAUUGAAAGGUUGCCUAUGCUGGAGCAUGGAUCAACCAUGCAACCUUCUGGAGGGUACUUUGAAGGAAUAGGAUCAUGCUUUUCUCAAAGUGAAGUUUACAACAAAGGUUCUUAUUUGGAAAACGGAGUGUUUGGGAGUGUAAAUAUCGGGGUAGAAGGGGAUAUGUUUGUUCCUCCCCUUGAGAAUGUUAGCACCACUGUUAAUCAUAAUAACCUGAGUAGCACGUGCAUGGGAGAAACUAACAACAGUUACUUUGAUGACAUAAAUAGUAUCCUUAAUAACUGCAACGUUGGCAUAGCUGAAAAUAAAGCUGGGGUGGAGAAUUUGUUUCAACAAGAGUUAGCCACGGGAGAAUGGGACUUUGAGGAGUUCAUGAAAGAUAUUUCCUCCUUCCCUUUUGUUGACUUUUCAUUCUAAUUGUUCUCCCUACCGAUUUUCUUUCGUCAUACUGGUUGAUCAAUCUCCACACAGCCUUGUAUAAUAUGCAAGUAUUUUCGCCCUUAUACAGAAUUCACAAGCGAAAAUGGCGUAAAGAUCAUAAAGUGGGUUUUGCAUUUUUCAACAAAGUCUUUUCAUACACAUGAUAAAGAAAUUGAGCUCCUGUCAAUAUCAUACUUAAAGAGACUCAGCUGUCUAUCAGUUGUGAAGGACCUUAUUUGUAGUCCAACAUAUAUAUUUUUCUUGAUAUCCAUUUGAUGAUCAUGUAAUUAGUCUUGCAGGUUAAUUUGUGUAGUUAACAAAAAUAAUUUGCCAUACAUGUAAAAGGAGAUGUGAAUAGAUUGUUAUACGUACAUUAUUUUUUGUUCAAGUUUUGUAAGAUAUGUAGUACUUAUUGUGUGUGUGUAUAUAUAUAUACACACACAAUAUGCGCAUAGUUUUAACUUGGAAUAUGUAGUUAUGCUCAA